Molecule: messenger RNA, 3766 nt
Organism: Dinoponera quadriceps
Lineage: Eukaryota; Metazoa; Arthropoda; Insecta; Hymenoptera; Formicidae
Gene: PIG-O
Product: GPI ethanolamine phosphate transferase 3
Exons: 4
Coding region: 322-3501 (1059 amino acids)
Biological process (GO): GPI anchor biosynthetic process
Cellular component (GO): endoplasmic reticulum membrane
Molecular function (GO): mannose-ethanolamine phosphotransferase activity
Source: RefSeq, a predicted model, not a curated record
CCGAUGCGUGCGACGAUCCACGCAGUACGACGCGGUUUUGAGGUUAAAUCCUGCUGCUCGCCGCGAUACACAUGAAUUAUCGAUUAAGUGUCCGCGGUGUUUGACCGGUCAAAACAACGCGCUGUCUACGAGCUGCACUCUCUCUCUCUCUUUCUCUCUCUUACACACCGAGCCGCGGAUGUGACAAUGGUGAUGAACAGACCACCGGCGUGCCGUCAUAGGUUAAAACCUCGCCGAAUCUCCCUCGGUCGUACGACCGUCGUGCCGCCAGUGAACAACCGCCGCCGUGACACGUUCCACGACACUGAAUGAGCGACGAAGAUGAGUCGACUAUGGAAUUACUUGGUAUUUCAGGCAUGGAUGUCCUACCUGAUGGCGGCCGGAUUGUUGGUCUUCACCAGUGGCUUCCUCCUUAAUCGCGUCGCCAGGCCGGAGCGCGCCGAGUGCGCGCGCUGCACGCCGGAGGCCGGUUGCGACGCGGCCGGGCUUCUCCAAGACACCGGCUACGCCGCCGGGGUGUGUCUGGAGCGCAAGGCGCGGGUCGUGCUGCUGAUUGUCGACGCGCUCAAGUACGAGUUCGCCGAGUGGUACGACGACGACGCCUCCAUGUCCAGCUAUCACCGCAACAAGCUGCCUGUGAUCCGCGAGCUGCUGCAGAAGCAGCCGUCGCACUCGCGUCUCUACAAGUUCGUAGCUGAUCCUCCCACCACGACCAUGCAGCGCCUCAAGGGCCUGACCACGGGCUCGUUGCCCACCUUCAUCGAGGUGGGCUCGAACUUCGCGUCCGGCUACAUCAACGAGGACAAUAUGAUCGAGCAGAACGCCGCCGGCGGCAUCGUCUUCAUGGGCGACGACACGUGGACCAAUCUGUUCCCGGGCAAGUUCAUGAGGCAGUUUCCCUCGCCGUCCUUCAACGUCUGGGACUUGGACAGCGUGGACAAGAACGUGCAGUACCGUAUCUUUUUCGAGAUGAAGAAGAAGGACUGGUCGUUGCUGAUAGCGCACACGCUGGGCGUCGAUCAUUGCGGGCACAAGCACGGCACGCAGCAUCCGGAGAUGUCCAGGAAGCUGAAGGACGCGAACAAGCUCAUCACGGAGAUCGUGGAGUCCCUCGAGAAUGACAUGAUGCUAUUCGUCGUCGGAGACCACGGUAUGACGGAGACGGGGGAUCACGGCGGUGACAGUCCCAGCGAGAUCGAGGCGGCGAUGUUCGUCUACUCGACCACCCCGUUGCUCAAGGGGUUCGCGAUCAACGGCAGCAACAGCGUCAACCAGGUCGACCUGGUCCCCACCUUGUCGUCCAUCCUCGGCACGCCGAUCCCUUUCUCCAACUUGGGCUCCGUGGUACUCGACUGUCUGCCGAGUCAGCCGGCGGAGACGACCGCCGGUCGUUUGCUACAUCCUUUACAGUCGCUCUGGCGAAACAUCGCCCAGACGAAGAGGUACAUAGAGAUAUAUUCGGCGGACGCGAACCUGUUCUCGAAGGAGCAGCUACAGGACUUGGAUCACGUUUACGGUCUGCUGUCGGAGCGCGUGAGGCAGGUGGACAGUCCGGAGAAGCUCGAGGCGUUCGUCCGCGACACCAGGGGCUACUUCAAGCUGCUGAAGGACACGUGUUCCGAGGUGUGGGUCCAAUUCGACUCCGGUCUGAUCUCCAAGGGUCUGCUGCUGAUGUUCUGCUCCCUGUUCUUCUUCUACCUCUUCAUCACCGGCAUCCCCGAGAGCCGUAUGUGCGACAUCUUCAAGUCCUCGUUUCUGCAAUGCGCGGUGAUCGCGAAUUUGAUCACCGUCGCGAUCACCACGUGCCUCUUCCUGCUGGACGUGCUGGAGGAACUGCGGAACAUGACCUUCUUCGCCACCGGCGCGGUCUCCAUCGGCUUCCUCGUGCUGGUGAUCGCGCAGAACUGGGACGUGAUCUCGAUGUGCUGGUACGAACACCGUAGAAUCAAGCUGUUGACCUACGUUUCCAGGAUAAUCCUGCUGCUGACGGUGUGCGGACUCUUCUCCAAUAGCUACAUCGUCGAGGAGGACAAGGUGUUGUCCUUCCUCUUCAUCACGCUUCUCUGCCUGCUGGUGUUCGACCUGAGGAGGAGCGAUUCCGACGGCUGCGCCGAGAGGAAGACCACCAGGUUCGUCGGCUCGAGGCCGUCCAGGCCGAAUUUCCGGACGAUCGUGUUGAUCGUCGGCCUGGUGGCGUGCGUCUCGAUCAGGCUGUCGCAUUACUUCUGGCGUUGCCGGGAGGAGCACCUGAACCGGGCGUGCUCCGUCUCCGCGACCGGCAAGGUCGACUGGUCGACGGUGUCGAACAAUUGGGAGCGCGUCUUACCCGCUGUAGUGAUCCUGGCGCUGUACGUGACGGUGGUGAAGCUCUGGCUGCGAGACCGCGGCAACCUCACCGGCUUCGCCCCCAGCGUCAUGGUGGGCCAGUACUGCUCGGUCCUGAUCGGCGUCUGCAUCAGCUGCUACUGGGUGCUGCAGAAGCUGCCCAAGUUCUACAAGGUGAAGUUCGUCCUGUCCUGGCAGGUGAAGACCUUGCCGAACGUUGUCUACCUCCUCUGCGUGCUCGCGAUCCUCGUACUCUACUAUCGCCCGCUCAGCAUCUACAUGCUGCCGAAGAAGCGGGAGUCCAUCGAGGUGUAUCGUGAGGAGAACUUGGUGCCGCGCUUGUUCGAGAGGAUCAAGGACUCGAUCUCCCGCAAGCGGAUAGACACCGACGACACUCCGGUGAUCUGCGGUAUCGGGACCACUUACAGCGCCGCGUUCAUCUCCCUCAGCGUGUUCCUCACGCUUCUGUAUUCGUUGCUGCUGGGGGACUCGCUCUCGCCCAGCACAUUCCUCAUCUUCGUAACGUGCGCCGCGGUAUUGGGCUUGUCCACGAUCGAGAGAUACAAAAACGCUAACACUAUCUCCGAACUCCUGGACGUGUCCAUGCCCGUGCUGCUCUGCUGGUUUUUAUCGGCGGAAUAUUUCUUCUACGGGACCGGCCACCAGGCGACGUUUCCCACCAUCCACUGGCACGCCGCCUUCGUGGGAACCGGCGGCCACUUCUACGGUCACCUGAUGUCGGCGAUUUUGAUCGGUAUCAACACGUUCGGCUCCCACAUUAUUCUGGGGGCGACAUUGCCGCUGUUGGUGAUCGUGCCAUUCACCCUGCACCUGGUAUUUCCAAAGUUCCUCAAGGCCAAGUUCCUCGAGGACGAUAUGAAAAGAGGCGAGCUACUCUUCCUCUUGUCCGAGCAAGACUCCGCCUUUCAAGCCGCGGUUUUCUCGGUCGCCGGCAAAUACGUGUUGCUUCACGGGAUCCGGACUUUCGGCAGUAUGUUAGCGGCGACUAUACACUGCCGACACCUGAUGGUCUGGAAGAUCUUCGCGCCGAAGUUGAUAUUCGAGGGGCUGGGGUUCCUGGUGACGCUGUGCAGCGUGCUCGCGUCCUUCUACCUGGUCUUUCGCAUCGAGCAACAGAUGGAGUACGUCAUCACGAGGAUCACGAAAGGCAGAUGAUAGUGACUGACACGUCGUUAACGGUGUUAUAGUACAAUCAGAUAGCAAAGUACCAAAGUCGUAAGUCGACACACCUCACUUUUACUGGCUAUCCGAAAGUGGCUCGUUACUUACGAGCGAAUUAUACGCGAGAUUCCGGCGAUCCGAGGUCUAUUACGUAUACAUGUAGAAUACGGAAGAGCGCGGGCAACACACACGAGUCUCUAUACUUACCAAGAUACUGCCAAUAUUUCCACAAUUUUGUAUGAAAGUAUGCCGGGGGGGG